Molecule: messenger RNA, 3132 nt
Organism: Procambarus clarkii (red swamp crayfish)
Lineage: Eukaryota; Metazoa; Arthropoda; Malacostraca; Decapoda; Cambaridae
Source: RefSeq, a predicted model, not a curated record
AUGCUGAUUUCCCCACAACAAGAACAAAAAGAACAAGAACAUCCGGGUGGUUCACAAGAGCAUCCGGGUGGUUCACAAGAGCAUCCGGGUGGUUCACAAGAGCAUCCGGGUGGUUCACAAGAGCAUCCGGGUGGUUCACAAGAGCAUCCGGGUGGUUCACAAGAGCAUCCGGGUGGUUCACAAGAGCAUCCGGGUGGUUCACAAGAGCAUCCGGGUGGUUCACAAGAACAUCCAGGUGAUUCACAAGAACAUCCGGGUGGUUCACAAGAACAUCCAGGUGAUUCACAAGAACAUCCAGGUGGUUCACAAGAGCAUCCAGGUGGUUCACAAGAACAUCCAGGUGGUUCACAAGAGCAUCUGGGUGGUUCACAAGAGCAUCCGGGUGGUUCACAAGAACAUCCGGGUGAUUCACAAGAACUUCCAGGUGGUUCACAAGAACAUCCAGGUGGUUCACAAGAACAUCCGGGUGGUUCACAAGAGCAUCCGGGUGGUUCACAAGAACAUCCGGGUGGUUCACAAGAACAACAACAACAACUUCCGGGGGGUUCACAAGAACAUCCGGGUGGUUCACAAGAACAACAACAACACGAACAUCCGGGUGAUUCACAAGAACAUCCAGGUGGUUCACACGAACAUCCGGGUGGUUCACAAGAACAUCUGGGUGGUUCACAAGAACAUCCGGGUGGUUCACAAGAACAUCCGGGUGGUUCACUAGAACAACAACAACACGAACAUCCGGGUGAUUCACAAGAACAUCCGGGUGGUUCACACGAACAUCCGGGUGGUUCACAAGAACAUCCGGGUGAUUCACAAGAACAUCCGGGUGGUUCACAAGAACAUCCGGGUGGUUCACAAGAACAUCCGGGUGGUUCACAAGAACAUCCGGGUGGUUCACAAGAACAUCCGGGUGGUUCACAAGAACAACAACAACACGAACAUCCAGGUGGUUCACAAGAACAUCCGGAUGGUUCAGACGAACAUCCAGGUGGUUCACAUGAACAUCCGGAUGGUUCAGACGAACAUCCAGGUGGUUCACAAGAACAUCCGGGUGGUUCACAUGAACAACAACAAGAACAUCCGGAGCAUCCAGGUGGUUCAGAAGAACAUCCGGAUGGUUUAGAAGAACAUCCAGGUGGUUCACAAGAACAUCCAGAUGGUUCACAAGAACAUUCGGGUGGUUCACAAGAGCAUCCGGGUGGUUCACAAGAGCAUCCGGGUGGUUCACAAGAGCAUUCGGGUGGUUCACAAGAGCAUCCGGAUGGUUCACAAGAGCAUCCGGAUGGUUCACAAGAACAUCCAGGUGGUUCACAUGAACAUCCAGAUGGUUCACAAGAACAUUCGGGUGGUUCACAAGAGCAUCCGGGUGGUUCACAAGAGCAUCCGGGUGGUUCACAAGAGCAUCCGGGUGGUUCACAAGAACAUCCAGGUGAUUCACAAGAACAUCCAGGUGGUUCACAAGAGCAUCCAGGUGGUUCACAAGAACAUCCAGGUGGUUCACAAGAGCAUCUGGGUGGUUCACAAGAGCAUCCGGGUGGUUCACAAGAACAUCCGGGUGAUUCACAAGAACAUCCAGGUGGUUCACAAGAACAUCCAGGUGGUUCACAAGAACAUCCGGGUGGUUCACAAGAGCAUCCGGGUGGUUCACAAGAACAUCCGGGUGGUUCACAAGAACAACAACAACAACUUCCGGGGGGUUCACAAGAACAUCCGGGUGGUUCACAAGAACAACAACAACACGAACAUCCGGGUGAUUCACAAGAACAUCCAGGUGGUUCACACGAACAUCCGGGUGGUUCACAAGAACAUCUGGGUGGUUCACAAGAACAUCCGGGUGGUUCACAAGAACAUCCGGGUGGUUCACUAGAACAACAACAACACGAACAUCCGGGUGAUUCACAAGAACAUCCGGGUGGUUCACACGAACAUCCGGGUGGUUCACAAGAACAUCCGGGUGAUUCACAAGAACAUCCGGGUGGUUCACAAGAACAUCCGGGUGGUUCACAAGAACAUCCGGGUGGUUCACAAGAACAUCCGGGUGGUUCACAAGAACAACAACAACACGAACAUCCAGGUGGUUCACAAGAACAUCCGGAUGGUUCAGACGAACAUCCAGGUGGUUCACAUGAACAUCCGGAUGGUUCAGACGAACAUCCAGGUGGUUCACAAGAACAUCCGGGUGGUUCACAUGAACAACAACAAGAACAUCCGGAGCAUCCAGGUGGUUCAGAAGAACAUCCGGAUGGUUUAGAAGAACAUCCAGGUGGUUCACAAGAACAUCCAGAUGGUUCACAAGAACAUUCGGGUGGUUCACAAGAGCAUCCGGGUGGUUCACAAGAGCAUCCGGGUGGUUCACAAGAGCAUUCGGGUGGUUCACAAGAGCAUCCGGAUGGUUCACAAGAGCAUCCGGAUGGUUCACAAGAACAUCCAGGUGGUUCACAUGAACAUCCAGAUGGUUCACAAGAACAUUCGGGUGGUUCACAAGAGCAUCCGGGUGGUUCACAAGAGCAUCCGGGUGGUUCACAAGAGCAUCCGGGUGGUUCACAAGAGCAUCCGGAUGGUUCACAAGAACAUCCGGGUGGUUCACAAGAACAACAACAACAAGAACAUCCAGGUGGUUCACAAGAACAACAACAACAAGAACAUUCGGGUGCUUCACAAGAACAACAACAACAACAAGAACAUCCAGGUGCUUCACAAGAACAACAACAACAACAAGAACAUCCAGGUGCUUCACAAGAACAACAACAACAACAACAAGAACAUCCAGGUGCUUCACAAGAACAACAACAACAACAAGAACAUCCAGGUGCUUCACAAGAACAACAACAACAACAAGAACAUCCAGGUGCUUCACAAGAACAACAACAACAACAAGAACAUCCAUGUGCUUCACAAGAACAACAAGAACAUCCAGGUGCUUCACAAAAACAACAACAACAACACCGGGUGGUUCACAUGAACAACAACAAGAACAACAACAACACCGGAGGAACAAUUUUAUUGGCAUGUCGAUGGGUUGCAGGUUUGUCUGGGGAAGGACUUGUUGAGAACUUCGUAGCCAGCAGUGAGGGAGUAGUUGAUGAGUCUCCAAGUGUGUGGAAGGUACUGAGCUCUGUGGAAGAGCAGCCAUAA